Messenger RNA from Mesorhabditis belari, 1209 nucleotides. Lineage: Eukaryota; Metazoa; Nematoda; Chromadorea; Rhabditida; Rhabditidae. The record is from the annotation of a GenBank genome assembly.
AUGAUUUCAUUUGAUUUUUGGGUUCUCUUGGGGACUUUCCUUUUCAUUUCCCGCGUUGAAUCUGCGACAAAGGAUGAUGAUUUGAUCACGAAUCUUCCCGGUUUAACAUUCACUCCGACUUUUAAACAAUAUUCCGGAUAUCUCGACACAACACAGGGAAAUCAUUUGCAUUACUGGUUUGUCGAAGCUCAAACAAAUCCCACAAGCGCUCCACUUUUAUUGUGGCUAAAUGGUGGACCGGGAUGCUCGUCGAUGGAUGGUUUUCUGACUGAAAUGGGACCAUUCAGACCAACGCGUGACGGAUCAGCUUUAGUGGAGAAUGUCUACUCUUGGAAUAAGUUAGCCAACAUGUUGUAUCUGGAAUCUCCGCGUGAUAUCGGGUACUCAUAUCGAGACAAAAACGCCACAAAGGACACCCUUUACAAUGAUGAUAAGACCGCCAUCGACAAUGUCUUAGCAUUGCAAGCAUUUUUCGCUCGUUUCCCCGAAUACAAUCAACGACCAUUUUAUGUCACUGGAGAAUCCUAUGGUGGUGUCUAUGUACCAACACUGACGAAUUUAUUGGUAAAGAUGAUUCAGAAUGGAUCUAUUCCAAAUAUCAAUUUGGUUGGGAUGGCUGUGGGAAAUGGUGCGCUGAAUCGAGUGGAUCUCGUCAAUUCGGGCCUCGAUCUUGUUUAUUAUCGAGGAAUCAUCGGGAAAACUGAAUUCGACGCAAUGCAACAGUGUUGUAUGUCAAAUGAUGAGAUGAAAACCCCGCUGCAGUAUUGCAAUUUCUCACAAUGGGUUCACAUCGAUGAUUACGGGAAUGCUGUGCCAAACAAUUACAACGAUGCGAGUCAACAAUCGUGUGCGAAUCGAACCGUCAAAUACGGACAACAACUCGUCUGGGAAACUGCAAACAAUGUUUAUAACACGUGGUCUGAUUGUUAUGAUGCGCCCAUGCAACCGGCAUUGGGGGAAAAGAUCAAGAAAAUGGUGAAAAGACAUCCGUAUCUCAAGUUAUUCUCAAGCUCAUUGGACUAUCAAAUGUUUUCGAAUGGCCAGAAUCCUUUCGUCGAUCAAGGAAGCAAGGGCAGCCAAGCAUCAACAGACGCAGUUGGUGGCUUCUCGUGUUACGCAGCCGAUGCAGCGACUGCGUACAUGAAUCGAGAUGAUGUGAAGAAAGCAUUGCACAUUCCCGGAUGGGCUUCCUCCAUGGCAAUUGUGCAA